AAACCUUCAUUUCUAUACAAAGCAUGCAGUAGCAUUCACAUUCACAAUCCACAUUUGAUUUAUAUAUUUUCUUUUGAUUUGGGGAUUCAUCGAUUCGCUUUAAUAUUUUACAAAGUUUGUGUUUUGAAAAAAAUGGCAUCUGAGCUUUCCAACAUUCUCCCUAGGGUUCUUAUUGUCUCUCGUCGCACCGUUCGCAAGAAUAAGUUCGUCGAUUUUGUGGGUGAAUACCAUCUAGACUUAAUUGUCAGUUAUGGAGCAGUCCCAGUUAUAGUCCCUAGAGUAAAUGGACUUCACAUGCUCCUCGAAAGCUUCGAGCCAAUCCAUGGUGUCCUUCUUUGUGAAGGUGAAGAUAUCGACCCAACACUCUACGAUUCUGAACUGUCUGAUUUCUCCCACGACGAACUUGAAGAAAUCAAGAAACUCCAUUCAAGCGAUACCACAAUAGAUCGAGAAAAAGACAAUAUCGAGUUGGGAUUAGCUAAACUUUGUCUAGAAAGGAACAUUCCCUAUUUGGGAAUAUGCAGAGGAUCACAAGUCCUAAAUGUGGCAUGUGGAGGAACAUUAUUUCAAGACAUAGAGAAAGAACUGUCAAAGAAAAACGGCGGUUCUGUUCAUGUUAAUCAUAUUGACUAUGAAAACUACGACGGGCAUAGGCAUCCUGUGAGAGUUGUGGAGAAAACCCCACUCCAUCAAUGGUUUAAGGAUUCAUUGGAAGGAGGGGAAAUGGAUAUUUUGGUAAACAGUUAUCACCAUCAAGGAGUUAAGAAACUUGCACAACGAUUUGUUCCUAUGGCAUUCUCGCCUGAUGGAUUGAUCGAAGGGUUCUAUGAUCCCGAUGCCUAUAAUCCAGAAGAGGGGAAGUUUAUUAUGGGGCUGCAAUUUCAUCCUGAAAGAAUGAGGCGAAAUGAUUCAGAUGAUUUCGAUUAUCCAGGAUGCCCUUCUGCAUAUCAGGAAUUUGUCAAGGCAGUGAUAGCUUAUGAGAAGAAACAGAGUGGUUUGAAGAAGACUGUAAAGAUUGAUCAAGAAUUGGAGAAGAAAAGGAAGAUAAUAGUUAAAAGUUUUUCAAUUGCUAAAGACAUGUAUAGUGCUGGAAAAGUAGGACUAAUUUCACACCAGGAAUCUGAGUUGAAGCCUGGAGCUGAAUUCCUCGAGGCAAAUGUGGCCCUGAGUGUGCAACAAGAGAAGAGGCUAAAACAGAUGGGAGCAACUGUUAGGAAUGGAUCAGUUUACAAAGACAGGUUGAAGAUGAAUGAAGAAAGGGAAAAGCUAGCAAGGAGUAUAAUGGGGAAGAUGAAUGUAGGACAGCUUUCUGAUAUGCUUUCUUUCUACCAUUUAAUGGGUCAGAUUUGCUCAGAUGUUCUUGACAAGAAAAUCAACAAUGGUGCUGCUAAUGCUAUUGAUUGGCUAUAAGAAUGAAUGGUGUGACUGGUUUCAGACU
This is a messenger RNA of Impatiens glandulifera, 1438 nucleotides long. RefSeq names its product putative glutamine amidotransferase GAT1_2.1. The transcript has 4 exons. Lineage: Eukaryota; Viridiplantae; Streptophyta; Magnoliopsida; Ericales; Balsaminaceae. The record is from RefSeq and is a predicted model, not a curated record. Gene Ontology annotation, molecular function: hydrolase activity, acting on carbon-nitrogen (but not peptide) bonds, in linear amides. Gene Ontology annotation, cellular component: cytosol. The coding region runs from base 133 to 1410 and encodes 425 amino acids.